CUAAGCCCACAACAGUAAAAUCAGUCUGUAUAUGCAGUAAAGCAUGCUUGUUAUACUCACUGUGGGACCUAAGGGGUUAAUCCGCUGCAUUGUGUAAAAAGGUCAUUUGAUCCUGACUUCUCUGUUCCUCUCAUUGUUUAAGUGACCACCUCUUAUCUCCUCAUAAGACAGACUGAACUGUAGGCAUUUUUCACAUGCUCAAUUUGGUGUGUACUGCUAGAAGUUUUUUUUUUCUCUUGGGAGAGUGCAUGAAAGCAGCACAGGGCCAAUCAGCACUGUCCAGACAGAGGUCAGGGGUUCUGCUUCCUCCUAGAGCAGAAAGGAAACACCUUCUACAAGCUUUAGCUAGUGCUUGGCUGAACACUGAUAGAAAGAAAAGGUAUUUAGCAGUUUAUAUUUACUAAAAUAAUUGCACUUCCAUGUUCUGUGUACUGUGGGAGACCAGAUAUCGUAAAU
Staurois parvus is the source of this 456-nucleotide messenger RNA. The record is from the annotation of a GenBank genome assembly. Lineage: Eukaryota; Metazoa; Chordata; Amphibia; Anura; Ranidae.